Brassicogethes aeneus is the source of this 6211-nucleotide messenger RNA. Lineage: Eukaryota; Metazoa; Arthropoda; Insecta; Coleoptera; Nitidulidae. The record is from the annotation of a GenBank genome assembly.
GGCGACGUUGCCAGAUUCACAAUGUUUCCAAAGAAUGCCGCUGCAUUUUACUGUUUUAUGUACAAUUUAGAUGGAUUUGGGUAUUUGAAGUUUUGAAUGUUGUUUGUGAGAAGCCGCCAAAAGUACUUUAGCAACACUGUGUAAAGGUUGUUGAUUUGUGGCUUCGGUUUUGGCGUUAUUUAGAGAAAGAAUUUAUAAACAAAACGCUAUCGAUAUCGUUGUGAAAAUGUUGUGAGUUGCGAUCGAAACAAUUAAAACGUAUUAAACUAAUGUUUUGGCUACGCCGCACUAAAAAAUGGAAGUAAACGAAUCAGAACUAACCUCAAACAUGGGCAAUGUACUGUCAACGUCCAGUGAAAAAAACGAAACCGUAGAUUCUACUCCUACAUCUUCAACUGAUGCUUUUACUAAGAACGAAGAAAAUACAACAGUUUCUGAUGAUCCAAUCAGUAGCACGUCCUCCGAAGUAAAAGAAGCCCCUAAAAUUAAAGACCCCACCCCUUCAAAAACUUCUACCAUGGACCCUGAUGCAGACAUGUUGGGCAUGGAAAAAGGCACAGGGGAAAAAAUCACUGAAGAUGUUGAAGAUCUUGUCCAUGACCUUGAGAGUCUUCUGGGUGAAUCGACUGAUUCAUUCAACAUCUCAAAUAUUAGAAAAAAGAAUAAUUUGGUUAAAACGGCUGCAAUGGAUGAUGAUUUAAUGAAAGAUAUUGAAGCUGAACUUCAGGGGACUUUGGAGAGUAAAGAAGAAAGUAUGGAAGUGACAGCAGAACCUGUAAAAGGAACAGAAGUCAUCACAAUGGAUGAACCAGAUAGAGUAACAAACAUAACCUCAGAAUUACCUCAAAAAAUAGAAGAACUCCCUGUCAAAACACCUGAAAUUUCUGAGGAACCUGCUUCUAAAAAAGAAGAAAAUACAAAUAAAGUUCAUGAUGAAUCUUCCACUAAAGAAGAAGAAGAAUCAAAGGAGGAAGACCCCAUUACAACAAAAAUUGAAGAAGAGGUUCAAAAACAAGUUUCUUCAAAAACAGAAGGUGAUACUGAAACAGUUGAUUCCAAAAAAGAAGAAACUGUCGAAGAACCUGACAGUCAACAGGAAAUGCCCAACAAAGAAGAUAAUAAAGAAAAAAUGGACACCACUGAAGAAACCGACGUUUCUGAAAAUUCUUCCGAGAAUUUGGCAAAAGAGGUGUUUGAAAUCACUGAACUUGUUGAAGAAAUUAAGGAUGUUGAACCCAUAGUUGAAGAAAUUAAGGAUGUUGAACCCAUAGUUGAAGAACCAGCUGAAGAAGAAUCACCAAAACAAGAGGAAAUUGAAGAAAUUGUUCCAAUUGAAGAAUCAGCUACCAGUUGUACAGAGGUAGCAGAAAAAGAAGAAGAGGGGUUUAAAAUUGAAGAAAUCAUCCAAGAAAAAGAAAAAACGGUUGCUACCUCUACAAUAAUUGAAGAAGAAGAGAAUACAGAGACCACUAUAAUUGAAGAAGAUUAUAAAGAAAAGGUUUCAGAGCCCACAAUAAUUGAAAAAGAUGAAGAGGUUUCAGAACCCACAAUAACUGAAGAAGAAGAAGCAAAGGAAGAGGAGCAUGUUACUCUUGAAAAAGACAAAAAAGAAAUUAAAAUUUCUUCGGAAGUUGAAGAAAUGGAGGUUUUAGAAGAACCAUUAGAGAAUAAAGUUGAAGAAAGUUUGACCAAAGAUUCUGAAGUUAUCAAAGAACCAAUGGAAGAUAAAGAAACUGAAGCUGAAAAGCCAGUUGAAGCUAUGGAAACUGAAGAUAUUGCUGAAGAACCUUUGGUUAAAACAGAAGAAACUUCAGUUGAAACAAACGUGGAAGAAAUUGUUCAAGAACAGUCCAAGAUUGAAGAAGAGAAAGAAUAUGUAGAAGAAAUUAUUGAUGAAUCUCAAGAAAUGGAAGAAAUUGCAGAACCUUCACAGAUUGUUGAAGAAAGUACACAAAUUAAAGAAACGCCAGUUGCUAUUGAAGAAACUGCUGUAGAAUCUUCAAAAGAAGUAGACAUGGAAGAAAAACCUAUUAAAGAUCAAGUAGAUCAAGUAGAAGUGGAAGAAAAACCUAUUGAAGACCAAGUAGUAAUGGAGAAAAAUUAUGAAGAAGCAAUGGAUGUUCAAGAAGACUCUUCCAUUGUAAAAGAAGUGGUUCAAGAAGUUUUAGAAGAACAAAAAGAAGAAAUUAUCAAUGAAAAACCUAUUAAAGAAACGAAAUCUGCAAUUGAAGAAGAAGUUUGUGAAAUUCAAGAGGAAAAAUCUGCCAUUGAAGAAAAUAAGGUUGUUAUUGAAGAAACAGAAAUUAAGGAAGAUGCACCUUUAAUUGAAGAAGAAAAACCUGCCAUUGUAGAAAAAAAAGUUGGUAUUGAAGAAACAUCGUCUGAGAUUAAGGAAGAUACACCAGUAAUUGAAGAUAAACCGAUAAUUGAGGAAGACAAUCCUUCCGUUGAAGAGCAAAAAACCCUCAAUAAAUCCUCAGGUUUUGUCGACAUUGCAGAAGUGUUUUCCGAUAGUUUCACGUCUCAAGAAAACAAAGAAGAAACACCCAAAACAAACGAAAAUAUGGAAGAAACCAAUCAGAAAUCCGAGGUUAUAUCAGUGGCAUCAUCGGAGUCAGAAAUUAUUAGCGAGACAUCCACAGAGCGUAGAAUGUGCUCUAGCGACUCUGAGAUAGCUUUGAGCGUUUCACAAGACGUCCCUGAGGUUUCUUCAGAGUCCAAUGAGUCCGCAAAAGGGGAAAAUGCGUUUGAAAACGCGGAAAAUGCACAGGAUAAAAAUUUGAGUGAAGAAGAAGUGGAAGACGUGCCUACUCUACAAUUGGAUUCUUCGAUGGAGGAGGAUGAAGACAUCGAGAAAGACUACGAGGUGGUUGAGAUGUCGGAUGUACCGAGAGUCGAGGAAUUACCGCAGGAAAACAAACAAAUCGAAAACAAGAAAGUUAAAAGCUUGUUCGACACCCCAAACUCUUCCGAAGCUAGUUCUCCAGCCGUGGUCGAAAUAAACGACUCCACGAGCGAUUCGGUGGAAGAAGUGAAGCCCCAAAAGUCCGCCGAUGAAGUCCAUUUGGCACCGUCACAACCAAUGGACUUCCAUCAAAAUCUAGAAACGCUUAGAGCAGUUGAGAGCUUGAAAAGUCUUUGCGGCACCUCGGACGCUUACCCCGAGCCUUCAGAAGAUUUUACAUUGAGACAAGCUGUGGAGAGUAUCAGUCAGCCUUUUGAAGCUGAACCUGAAGCUGCUAUAAUUGAGGCUGCAGAUGAGAGCUCGCCUGAAGUGGUUUCUGAUGAAACUGAUAUUCUUAUUGGUGCAGCUAAUGAUGCUCAAAAGAACUUGCAUGAAGGUAAAAAGCAGAAGAAAUCGCACGAAAAAGAGAAAGAGAAACAUACUGGAUGUGAUAAACCUUUGUCUAUCAACGUAGAUGAAGUGAAAGAAUCAAAAGUGUACAGCCCAAAAUUAAUAAUAAAACCUCUAAAAGCCCCAGAAGAUGAAAUCACCACAACAAGUAACGUGGAGAGUGAAAAUCGCGAGCCACUAAAAAUGACAAUCACCAAACAGUCGGACAAAAUGCAUUCCAUAUUGAAAAUUUACAAUCCCAAUGAAGUACAGGAAGUCCAAGACGAUUCACCCGAACAAACGGUACCGAAAUUAAUCAUAAAAACUACAAACAAAGAACAAGGGAGUCCUAAGUUGACGAGGCGAGCUUACCACUCGCCGACAAGUUCAACGCCCAGAUCUGGAAGUCCUAGAGUUACAGGAAAGGAAGCUAAUAACUUAUCUCGCGGCCCGAAGUUGAUCAUCAAACCCGUCAUCAAGCCUGAUGACGAAGCCAAGGAAGAAAGAAGUCCAAAGUUGAACAUCAAGCCCGUGAGGGCUCCGGAAGAAAGCGAGCAAGUCCACAGCCCCAAACUGCGCAUCAAACCCAUCGUCAAGCCCGACGAGCUGAUCGAACAAACGCCGAAGAGACACGGCGAAAAAGUUUGCAGCCCCAAAGUUACGAUCAAGCCCGUGCUGAAAACCCACGAGUUGGAGGCGAAAUUGGAGGAGGACGAAAGGAUCGUCUUGAAGACCAGCCCCAAAGUGACGAUCAAACCGGUGGUCAAACCUGCCGAGCCGGAGGUCAAGAACGAAGACGACGAAGUCAAAGAAAGGAUCGUUUUGAAGAUAAACAAGGGAAAUUUGACGACGCCCGUCAAGGAGUCCAGAAAGAGGGAUCACUCGGAAGAAAAGUCGGAGAAGUUGAAGAAAAUCAAGUUGAAGUUUUCGAGAGAAGGUGGGCAGACUCACAUAGUACCAAGUACUGAAGAGCUUAAGAUGGAAGUUGAGGAUAACUCAGUGGAUAAUAAUGAUUCUGUGAAUACUGACAAUGUUUCUUCCGUAUCGACGCCGGAUGUCAGGGUAAACACAGGUUUAUAUGUUCUAGUAACCCCUUUGUCUACUCCCGACACAACCCCGACACCGCGCAAGCGCGGCAGACCGCGCAAAAUUCCCCUGGCAGUGGAGACCCCGCCGAUGCCAUCCCCCGCGCAGGAAGCCUCCCGCGGUCCCCCGUCCUUGCCGGGCGACGAAGCGCAGCCCAAAAGCCUGGAGGACAAGGCUACUCCGCGCGCGGAGUCCGGCCGUCCGAAAAGAAGUUGCAGGGGAGUGUCCGUGUGCGACACGCUGGGCAUCAAGCCCAGAAAGCCCAGGGGCGGGGGCAGGGGCAGGGCCAGCGCCCGAGGACUCGGGACCAGAAGUAAUGUGCCCAUGAAGCCCGAAAAGGAAGUGAAGCUGAGUAAAGCGCGUUUGAAGCUGCUGGAAAAAUCGGCAAAAGAGGAGGAGUUACGGAAAAAGGAAGAACUAGCUUUACAAGGCAAAAUUGAGGUUAUUGAAGUUAAAGAAAUAACCGACAAAGAGGCAGAAAUCGAGGAAACUGUGAAGCCUUUAUCAGAGUUCAGCAACAUACCUAUACCUAGUAUUGAAGAAGCGAAUGUUGAUUUAACUCCAGACGAUUCAACUCCUUCGCCAAUUGUGGAAGAAAUUAAAGUAUUAGAAAAGAAAAGUGAAGAUAUUGUUGUAGUGGAAGCUAUUAUUGAAAAUCCACAUAAAGAUGAAGUAACAGAUAUUCUUCCUGAAGCAAUGUUUGAAGAAGAAACAAGAAUGAGUGCCGAUGCCAAUUCUAGAGCUCAAACCCCGGCAAAACAGGUUAUUGCUACACCAAUGGAAGUAGAAGAGUCCCAAAGCUCCAUGCAUAGUACCGCCACAGUGGAGAGUGGAAAAACUCCGGCUAAAAACAAAGGUUCUAGACUUGAAGUCCAUCAGGACUUGGACACCCAUAUUAUAGCAGCUGAGCAACUAGCUGAGUACUAUUGGAACAACAAUGGCCCUUUUAUGCUGCAAGAACAAGUGGCGCAGUUUUUGGGCAUAAAAUCCUUCAAAAGGAAAUACCCAAAUGUCCAAAGACGAUUUGUAGAUAUGCAGGAAAGGGAUUUUAUUCGGGAAAGUGGCCUCGCGUCCGAAGCUAUGUGCGACUUGGGACUUACAGCUGUUUGCUGCGCCGAUAUUCUCGACAUUAUGUACAACGAUUUUCAGGAUAAGUACGAGGAAUAUUGCAAGCAUCAGAGGGAUAAACAAACGAAGGAGUUGAUUAAUAAACAAAAGGCGAUGUGUUUGGCCGCUAUACAAGACAAAAACAGACUCGAUCUUACGGAGCAAGCUAUCCAUUCAGCUGCAAACUGGAACGCCAGCUUCAACAAGAAUCGUAAAGAGCAAAGAAAAGCCUCGAUGGAUUUGCAAACUUUAACAGUAAACUACCCAAAAGGCAAAAUAAAGCAACUGAAUAAACCUAAAAUAGGUCAUUAUCCUGUUUCUUUGGUGCCAGGACAAUUCACAGAUUUUUACCAGGAGUUCACACCAACUGAAAUAAAUAAUCUCCCGAUCAACACAAUGUGUUACGACCCGAUAAACGUACACGAGUCUGAUUCUGACAGUUCAGGGUCCGACUCCGACUCUGACAGUUCAUCUUCAGGGUCCAGUUCUUCGGGGUCUUGUUCUGACGACGGUGACUGCAAAGUUUGCGUGAAAAUUCCGCAGCAUCAGCCGAUCAAAAAAGCCGCCGCAACUUCUACCAAGUAAGCACACAGUAUUCAGCGUUUACCUAUUGUAUAUAUUUUUACUUUUUGAUAAUCUCUAAUAUAUGAUCUAUGUUAGGUACUUAAUAGAUGUAUUACUUAA